UUGGUCCUUGAUCGACUUGCAUGCGUGUGUGUGAGCAAAUGUAAGAGUGUGUGUGUGGGAGAGAAGUGUGUAUGUGUGCGUAAGGCUGCGUGGAGAGCAAAUCGAGAUACAGUAGUAACCCAGAGUGAGGUGGCAGUCUUAUUCCACAUCGACUUGCCCCUGCACACAUCUUUAUCUGAGUCCAUAUCUGUGCUGCGGAGUGAAGGAGAACGGCUCGGCAUGGCCUCUGGACGUGGCUGUGGGCAAUCUGAGAUCUGAUCUGUUCUUUGUGUGGAGACUGGCUGGAAGGCGUUCUUUUCGGAGUGUUUUCUGCUCUGAUGCGGUUGAAUAGCAACAAAGGACGGGAGCGCGCAUUCAUGGGACGCGACUUUGACAGCUCUCCGUCUAUUCUCUUAUAACUUUAUCAGCAGUCAGCAGGGACCAGAUUGUGUCUGGAGCCGGAGAUAAUGGCCGAGGCUCCGCUCCCCGAAGCGCUCCCGGACUUGGACGUGAUCAUCGACCCGGACUUUGAACCCAAGAAGCGACCCCGGUCUUGCACCUGGCCGCUGCCGCGACCAGACUCUAGCGCUGUGAAACCGGAGAGCACCGAGCCGGAUAUCAUACCCGAGGAGGAGGAUGACGAAGAGGACAGCGCAACUCCCACGGCCAUCACUGUCAAUGGCUUCGGUGCGGCGACGGAGGACCAGAGCAGCAACAGCCCCGUUACCGAUGGUCCGUUCCCCUCCCCCGGCCAUGACAGCGGAGGCUCCCCGCUCUCCACGCACUCACCCACGACCACCUCUGGCGCCCUGACUCCAAGCGGCUUGACUAUUGCGCAGACCCCGAGAAAGGCAUCAUCCCGCCGCAACGCCUGGGGGAACCUAUCUUACGCCGACCUGAUCACCAAAGCCAUCGAGAGCUCACCAGAGAAGAGAUUGACCUUGUCCCAGAUUUAUGACUGGAUGGUGAGAUCCAUCCCCUACUUCAAAGACAAAGGCGAUAGCAACAGCUCUGCAGGAUGGAAGAACUCCAUCCGGCACAACCUCUCACUCCACAGUCGUUUCAUCCGUGUCCAGAAUGAGGGAACGGGAAAAAGUUCGUGGUGGAUGAUCAACCCAGAGGGAGGAAAGGGAGGCAAGGCUCCACGGCGCAGGGCAGUCUCCAUGGACAACAGCAACAAGUACACCAAGUCUGCCCGUGGCCGUGCUGCUGCUAAGAAGAAGGCUGCCCUGCAGGCUGCAGCUGCUGCAGCUGGGGAAGGAGGUGGAGACAGUCCUUCAGGUCCCUCUAAGUGGCCGGGAAGCCCAACAUCACGCAGCAGCGAGGAGCUGGAUGCCUGGACAGAUUUCCGUUCCCGAACCAACUCCAAUGCCAGCACACUUAGCGGGCGCCUCUCACCAAUCUUAGCGAAUCCUGAACUAGACGAGGUGCCCGAUGAUGAGCCUCCUCUCUCACCAAUGAUUUACACCAGUCCCGGCAGGGCUUUGUCUCCAGGACACACUGUGACCAAUGGGAAGCCUGUGCCUACUGAGCUGCCUCGUCUGGCGGAUCUGGCAAAUACAAUGAACCUUAAUGAUGGAAUCACACAAGACCUGAUGGAUGAUUUGCUGGAUAACAUCAAGCUAGUACCAACCACCUGCAACCAGGCCAUGCAGAAUGGUUCCUCAGGGUUUAGUUUUGGGUCUAAACCCAAUGGGAUAGGGUCUCCUUCCUCCUCUUCAUCUCCAUCCUCCAACAACUCCUCUAAUGGAGGAGGUAAUAGUUACAGCAACUCCAUCUUUAGCCCUUACACAACAGGUUCCUCUCUGCGUCCGUCCCCCAUGCAGACCAUCCAGGAGAAUAAGCAAACAUCCUUUUCCACCACUGGCAUGUCUCGCUUUGGCAGCCAAACACUACAAGACCUUCUUAACUCUGACAGCCACAAUCAUAGUGAUGUAAUGAUGACCCAGUCCGACCCAUUGAUGUCACAGGCCAGUGCUGCUGCCAUCGUUUCCCAGAACUCCCGUCGAAAUGUUAUGGUCCGUAAUGAUCCUGUUAUGACUUUUGGGACCACUGGUGGACUUCAGGGUAACCACAGGGAGAUGCUCCAAACUAACAACCACAACCAGAGCACUGCAAGGUCUUUGAACGGAGACCUGAACCUCGUCAACGAGGCAAAUACUUUGGCUAAUGCCAAACAACAGCUCUUACUGUCACCAGUUGGCGGUAAUGGAAUUUCCUCCAUGCAGAUUGACACAUCGAUCUUUCUAAAUGGCACAGUUAGCAGUGGUGGAGUUUGUCAGGACCGCUUCCCAACAGACCUGGACCUGGACAUGUUCAACGGUGGCAGCCUGGAGUGUGACAUGGAGUCUAUCAUUAGGAAUGAUCUGAUGGAUGCAGAUGGUCUGGAAUUUAAUUUUGAGUCCCUGGCUAACAUGAAUGGAGUCAGCAACUUCACAAGCACCAAGCAGACAUCCCAGAGCUGGGUGCCUGGCUGAGAUGGAAGAAGAAGAGCAGGUCUGACUUGUGUGGUGCAAGAGGAGAUCAGGCAGAACCUCCCUUUGUUGCCAAACCAGCCAUCAGCACAAUGUAAAAUAUAAACCCUGUGUUUACAGAAGUAGACUUCCUCUCACAAGCUUUACCUUUGCUCCCACACUGGUGAACCAUGGACGACCUGACAAACUUUAAAGAUGCUGCACUUCAGCCCAAAAAGCCUCCUGUGAAAGAAAAAAACUUUGUGAAAAAUGCUCAACAAGCUUGCUAAAAACUUAGUUAUGCAAUUUUCUUUUUUUCACAUCCGAUCAGGAGACCCUGCUUAUCAGAAAUAUGUUGAGGUGGAAUCAAGGACUAAAAGUCAGGGGAAGACAUUAGAGAUCAUGGUGCAGUUGUUCCCACUAAAGACAAAAAAAUAGAUACAAAUCAAGACGGGAUGUGGGAUGUUUUACGUACAAAAAAAAAUCCAUCUGUUCUGUUAUUUUAUUUGUUUCCUGUUUGUUUUUUGGCAUCAUUCUGUUUUAGCAAAAAUGUUUCAGGAUUGAUCAUGUUUGUAUAAAAACAAUAGAAAUAAGAUUGGCAUUGGUAAAAUGAAGAGGCUCUUACUGAGUGGUUGUGCAUACAGUUUUUGCAGACACUCAUACAAACUGAAACUUUGCAAAAACCUAAGAAACCUUAGAAGUUGAAAUUCCUAAAGUUUAUGCAAUGCACUUACUGUUUUGCUUGAAUUCAUAAAACUGCAGCAUACUAAUCAGCUAAAAACUGCAUCGUAUGAUUCAUCCUUGUGUACACCAAAGUGUGCAUAAAGAAGGAGGAGAAAAGAUUUAAAAUGUCUUUUUUGUUGUUGUAAAAGCUUCUGGGGAGCUCUGUUGAGCUUGUUUAUUGCAACCCAUGAUGUAGCCAAAAGGAAACCUGUAUCCUAGUGUUGUGAACAUUUCUACAUCACUACAGGUGCUAUAUGAACAGUGUUAAAUCAUGUCCUGAGAGCAAGCUGCGCCUGUUGUUUUACCUGCUUUUUGUUUGGUUCUGCUUAAUCUUCGACUGGCAGAAUCCCAGAGCUGCAGCCACGUGUAGCGCAGCCAGAGCGAAAAAGACAGCAAGGGGUUUUUUUUUCAGCCUCAUUCCUCUAGAAGCCACUUGUUUCUUGAGCAAAAAAAAAAAAAAAAAAAACAAUAAGCUAUGUCUGUAUAUUGCCAAAUUCACUUGAAACAAACAGUAGGGUAUGCUGGCAGCCAAAACGCACAUGAACAAACACGCACACACACAUCUUUUACAUAUACAAAAAAAUCUAUAAGCAGGGAUCUGUGUUAAAGCUCUUCUCGUCAAACAGAUUGCGGAGUUCAUUAUGCAUAUACACAAUCACUCAGGGGGGAAAGGGAGGCUUUCCAGUCACAUUGUAAUGGUAUUACAUUUAAAAUUUCUUGAUAAUAAAAUCUAAUACUUUGUGCUUGUGAACUUGUAACCUGUGAACUUGUAGUCGUUGAGAUGAAGCAUAGAAGGGAGGAUAAAUGUCAGGAUUAUUAAGUCACGCAUGUCUUGUUAUUUUAUUCUUGCUUUUUGUUUGUUUUUUGCAGUUUCUUUCCUCAUGUUGAACUCAUGAUAGACACACACACCUCCUCAUGGACACGCCUGGUGCUCCUGUAGGUGACUUCUUGUAUCUCCCGACUUAAGUGUCAAUGCGUGUGUGCGUUUAUUUACCGCGUCGAUUUCAGUUGGAUUUUUCUCACGAGGAUGUGUAAUAUCUCGUGGUGCAUACAGCACUGUUGGCCUGUAUGCAUGGACGUCUUUAUGCAUCAUGAAUUGUGUGACAAAUGCAUAUAUUACUUGCUGUUUUGUCUUAUAUACUCAUUUUAGUACUUGAUCCUUGGGUUUUUGUGAUACCUCUGUAGUUGAAGAAACAUGAAACAACGUUACGCGCCGGAUGUGUGGGAACACUGUUACCAGCGAUUUAACUGUUGAACUUUUUUUUCUUUCUUUAAAUGGUCGGAAGCACCAUUGUUGUAGCAUCUGGAAACCGUGAUACCCCUAUCCUAUUUUGGGGUAGUGACAUGAAGUGUAUUCCUUGCUUUGUAUAAUAGUGUACAGAUUUGUGUAUAUCAUUUUGAAGCAGAUAAGUCGUUGUGCAUGGUUGGCUAAAAUAGCAGCUGUGCAAUCUGAGGUUUUAAUGCAUGAUUUAACUCGACCCUUCCGUCCCUUUAACAAUUAGAAUAUAGAGAAGAAUCCUGUGAUUUUUAGCACCCAAACACACACACAUUUUUUAAAAUAAAAAAUCAAGACUUGCAUAGGAACGCUUGUGCCAUCAUUCUCGUUUUUAUAGGUUUAUACCUAAAGUUGCUCUCUAAAGUGUACACUCCCCUGUUAAACUGACAGGUUUUGGUUAUGUAAACAAAAACAAAUCAUUAGAAGUUAUUUCUAAACCUGAUCCACAUAUAGUGGUGUAUUCAUUGUAUGCAGUUCAACUGUAGAGCAAACCAAUAUAUUACAUUAAAGGAAUUAAAAGGUGCAAUAAUCUAGUUGCAUAAAUUAAGACUUUGCUAAAACACCCACAUCUUGAUUCGACAAUACUCUACGUUGCAAAAGUUUUUUAGAUCUCUCAGGUCUCCCAUCCACAGCACUCUUGAGGUGACCCCGCAGAGUUUCUGUCAGAUGUAAUUCUAAACCCGGUCAUUUCUAAAAUUGAGCAACAAAUUGAGCAAAUGUCAGGAAAACCCUUUUGGGACAACUUUUUUCAGUGAUAAAUUUGUUUGGUUUUUGUUCACAUUGCACAGGAAAUAGAAGACAUUAUAUGUGGGAAAACAAUUAGAUUUUUAAAAGUUCUGUUUCUUUAUAUUGCAAAAGCCUGAUACAUUACGGCGCUAGGGCCACCGUACAUGCAUAUCCACAUACAUGCAUGUCCAGGAUAAGCGUCCUUGGAUAUUUCUUGUAAACGUCCUGCCUGGUGCUCUUAGUAAGAAGCCAUUUAAUGUACUUGAAGCUGGAACGUCCAACACCUCAUUUUAUCCAACAUUUCCAGAACACUACCAUUCGUCUUGGCAGGGAGAACCUAGAUAAACUGCUAUUCAUUCAAAAUUCAUCUGCACAGCUUAACACUGACAAGGUGAAUCUUGGGAACGCUCUAACCCUUUCUUGUGUAAAGAUUGGGUUAUUGAUCCCAGAUUAACUGCAUCUCAAUCCAGAAUAGGUGUUCCUGACAUUUUUUAACAGUUAGUGUAAAGGGCUCUUAGCUCUUUACUAAGUUACAGUGGAGCUUCCCUUUCAAGACAGCCACUUAAUGGUCUGCUCCAUUCUAGCACAGUGUUCAGUUUGCAUAGAUAUUUUACAUCAUGUGCUGAAGUAAAGUUAUAUAAUAAAAUGAUACCACUAGAUACCAUAAUGACCUCUGGGACAUCACCUUUUUUAUCAUUCUCUCUAAAGAAGCCCAGGACAACUUUUUCUUUCCACACACCUCUGAACUUUGCCCUUUAUUAAUCUUGUUUCUUCUCAGCUCAAUGUUAGUGGGUAUUUUACCUUUGUAUUCUCUUUUUUUUUUAUUGUAAUCUACUUUGUAUAAGAAAUGGUGCGCAUGUAAAUAAAGCUUGGUGAGGAUCCA
This is a messenger RNA of Girardinichthys multiradiatus, 6040 nucleotides long. It is a transcript of the gene foxo3b, whose product is annotated as forkhead box O3b. Lineage: Eukaryota; Metazoa; Chordata; Actinopteri; Cyprinodontiformes; Goodeidae. The transcript has 4 exons. Gene Ontology annotation, cellular component: mitochondrial matrix; nucleus. Gene Ontology annotation, molecular function: DNA-binding transcription factor activity, RNA polymerase II-specific; RNA polymerase II cis-regulatory region sequence-specific DNA binding. Gene Ontology annotation, biological process: regulation of transcription by RNA polymerase II. The record is from RefSeq and is a predicted model, not a curated record. Bases 447 to 2456 code for a protein of 669 amino acids.